GUAACAUCAACACGGGAGAAUAAACGCAGCCGAUAAAGGUAAACAAAAUAGUCUACUUGCGUAAGUAAGGACGCCUUAAGAUAUUUUCUAUAGUUGUUUUAUAUUUGAAUGCAAAUAUUAUUAAAUAUAUUUUGGUCUUGAUCGUCCAAAACGUAACGAUUGGAUGACAAAACAAUUGAAAUGUUUGUUUUUCUCUUGAGGCGGUACGAUCCCACAACCACCAAACCACAACACAAAAUGUAUCUAUUGCGGCCACAGUGACCGUACCGCCCCAAACGCAAAUCCGCAUAUAACCAUUGUUCGGGACUGCGCUAGACGUAAUGCGUGUCCCCGUAGGGCUUUGCACCAAAUCAAUUAUUCGGAGAUUAUACAGAUUAACAGAGUAAUUUAGUGGUUUCUAUGGGUUUAUAUAAUAUGAAUAAAUAAUAAUUUGGACAGAUGGUGUAGUAGUCAGUGAUUUUUGUCAUUAAUCACGUGUCAUGGGUUCGAGUACAGGUGUGUGCUUUUAGGUUUAGUGAAAUGAAAUACAAAAAUAAUCAUGUCUUCUAUCUCAAAUCUGCAAUUCUUAGAACUAACUACAGAUGCCAUUCUUUUAUUAUUUUUUUGUGAUUUCCAUUGCUUUUCUUGCUAAUCUUAUAUGUUUUGAUCAACCUAUGAUAAAUCUAUUAAAGAACAUUUAAUUUCGGAUUACAAAUCUACAAAAAUGAUAAGUUCUUCAGCUUUUCUGAUUAACUGAACCCUACGUUUAAAGUCAAAUCGUAAUAUGUUUUUCCAAUAUGAGUUUCAUUCCAAUGGUACUCUAUUUUAGUGUGAAAAUAUAAUGAUGAACAAAACAUAAAUAACUUACUCUAUAUAUAGAGUAAACUCAUUUUUACUCUAUUAAAAGUAGAAAAUAGAAUAUCAUUGGAAUAUUUUUACUCUAAAUUCUAUUUUAGAAUAGAAAAUAAAGUGCGAUUGAAGAUGCUCUUACCCGCGUUUUUGAACAAAGCAUAUAUAACUAAUUAAUUUCUUCAAUAAAUUAAACAGAAUAACUUUAUUUGAAGAUGUCGCAUUCAAUAGUUGGUAGAUAUAGUUCUAAAAGAUCAUAUUACUUCUCUAUCACACACACAUAGAAAGUGAAAACUUAUUCAACACUUCAGGUAGAGAGAGGAAGAGAGUGAUAGCUAAGUUAUAAUUAAAGUCUCCCGAAAAUCUGAAUAGAAUCUUCUCUCAAGAAAGUAUAGAAUAAAAAAUCACAUAAAAUAAAAUAAAAAGCACAUUUCCUUUUGCAUCAUGAAAGUUUUUGUCUCUGUUUACAUUAACAUGUGCCUAUAUAUAUGGGUUCAUAUAAGCCUAGAGAAUCCGCCAGUAUCGGAAUAUAUACUCAGUCUUUCAUGAUAUCAACAACAUACACAAGACAAAACGCUUUUGUCUCUUUGUCCAAGUCUACAAGGAACCAGGAGAAGAACCCAUUCUAAAGUUCUUAUAAAUCUCGCAUAUAAGAAGAAGAUCCAAAAAUUAAAUUUAAAAAUAUCAAAUAUGGAGAGUCGCUCACUCAUUCCUCCCGGUUACCGAUUUCAUCCAACCGACGAAGAACUCGUUGACUAUUAUCUUAAGAAGAAAGUUGCAUUCCCCGGGAUGCAAGUUGAUGUUAUCAAAGAUGUUGAUCUUUACAAAAUCGAGCCAUGGGACAUCCAGGAGUUAUGUGGAAGAGGUACAGGAGAAGAGAGGGAAUGGUAUUUCUUUAGCCACAAGGACAAGAAGUAUCCAACAGGGACACGAACCAAUAGAGCAACAGGGUCAGGAUUUUGGAAAGCAACAGGUCGAGACAAGGCCAUAUACUCGAAGCAAGAGCUUGUGGGCAUGAGGAAGACUCUUGUGUUUUACAAAGGUCGGGCCCCAAAUGGUCAGAAAUCGGAUUGGAUAGUGCAUGAAUAUCGUCUUGAGACCGAUGAAAAUGGACCACCUCAUGAGGAAGGAUGGGUGGUUUGUCGUGCUUUCAAGAAGAAACUAACAACGAUGAUGAAUUACAACAAUCCAAGAACAAUGAUGGGAUCAUCAUCAUCAGGCCAAGAAUCUAAUUGGUUCGUGCAGCAAAUGGAUGUCGCUAAUGGUAGCUACUACCAUCUUCCUGAUCUAGAGAGCCCAAGAAUGUUUCAAGCCUCAUCAUCAUCGUUACAUCACAAUGAUAAUGACCCUUAUGGUGUUGUACUGAGCACUAUCAACGCAACACCAACCACAUUAGUGCAAGGAGAUGGAGAAGUUGAUCAUGGUCAAGUUAUUACUAAUGAUGAUGAUCAUAUGAUUAUGAUGAACACAAACACUGAUCAUCACCAUCAUCAGUCAGGAUUACUGCUCAAUGAUGACCAUAAUGAUCAAGUGAUGGAGUGGCAAACUCUUGACAAAUUUGUUGCCUCUCAGCUAAUCAUGAGCCAAGAAGACGAAGAAGUUAACAAAGACCCAUCUGAUAAUUCGAUUGAAACAUUCCAUCAUCUCUCUGAAGAGCAAGCAACAAUGGUUUCAAUGAAUGCAUCGCCUUCUUCUCCAUGUUCCUUCUACUCUUGGUCUCAAAACACACACCCAUAAUAUCCAUCUUCAAACGUGCAUGUGUGAAUUCGAAUGCCUUAUUAUAAUUAAAUCGAGGCUCAUGCUCAUUGAUUACAUCAUACGCAUGUCUUAACGACUUACUAAUUCUAAUUUUUAUACGAAAAUUGUUUAUUUAUUAUGUAAACUUUAUAGCUUGUUUGCCACCCGGUGUAACUUUAUAGUUUUAUGAAAUAUAUAAACAAAGACUAUAAUUAUUUCUAAA
This is a messenger RNA of Brassica napus (rape), 2788 nucleotides long. RefSeq names its product NAC domain-containing protein 101. Gene Ontology annotation, molecular function: DNA binding. The transcript has 3 exons. Gene Ontology annotation, biological process: regulation of DNA-templated transcription. NCBI's taxonomy places the organism in Eukaryota, Viridiplantae, Streptophyta, Magnoliopsida, Brassicales, Brassicaceae. The coding region runs from base 1519 to 2565 and encodes 348 amino acids. The record is from RefSeq and is a predicted model, not a curated record.